CAGAGCAGGUGGUGAGGACAGAGGUGAGCUCAAUUAAGCAAUGGCGGCGUGGUGGGAGGAGAUCGUGGCGGCGGUAUCGACGUCCGGGCCGGGAGGGAGCAGCGGCACCGUGGUGUCCAUCUGCGUCUUCACGGCGGUGCUGUGCCUCUGCCUCGUCGCCGGCCACCUCCUCGAGGAGAACAAAUGGGUCAACGAGUCCAUCACCGCGCUAAUCAUCGGUUGCAUUGUUGGGGCUUUCAUAUUUCUGCUGAGCAAAGGCAGGAACUCGCACAUCCUGCGGUUUGACGAGCAGCUCUUCUUCAUCUACGUUCUUCCGCCUAUAAUCUUCAACGCUGGGUUCCAGGUGAAGAAGAAGCAGUUCUUCCAUAAUUUCCUCACCAUUAUGUCAUUUGGGGUAGUCGGGGUUUUCAUCUCGGUUGCAAUUGUUUCCGCAGGUUGCCAUUGGCUCUUUCCAAAAGUUGGUUUUGGGAAACUUGACGCAGUGGAUUAUCUAGCACUGGGAACCAUAUUUUCUUCAACAGACACUGUGUGCACUCUGCAGGUCAUAAGUCAAGAUGAGACACCCAGGUUGUACAGCUUGGUAUUUGGUGAAGGAGUCGUCAAUGAUGCUACAUCAGUGGUCCUAUUCAAUGCUAUAAAGAACCUGGAUAUCAAUAGGCUCAAACGCGGGGUGGUUUUAAAAGUUAUCGCAGAUUUCCUAUAUCUGUUUGCAACUAGUACCAUCCUCGGAGCUACAAUUGGGCUAGCCACUGCUUAUGUUCUCAAAGCGCUGUAUUUUGGUAGGCACUCAACUGAUCGGGAAGUAGCCCUAAUGGCUCUCAUGGCUUAUUUAUCAUACAUGCUUGCAGAGUUGCUAAGUCUGAGUGGGAUUUUGACUGUGUUCUUUUGCGGCAUCGUCAUGUCCCAUUACGCAUGGCACAACGUAACGGAAAGCUCCCGAAUCACGACAAGGCACAUUUUUGCAACAUUAUCAUUCAUCGCUGAGACAUUUAUCUUCCUUUAUGUUGGAAUGGAUGCCCUUGAUAUUGAUAAGUGGAAGACAUCACAGGCAAGCUUCAAGACAUCAAUUGGCAUCUUUGGUAUCAUCAUUUCACUUGUUUUGCUGGGACGGGCCGCAUUUGUUUUUCCUCUAUCAAUUCUGUCAAAUUUCAUGAGUGGGAAUUCGGAAAAGGCACCGAUCACAUUCAAGCAUCAGGUUGUGAUUUGGUGGGCUGGGCUCAUGAGGGGCGCCGUUUCAAUUGCGCUGGCGUACAAUCAGUUCACCUUUUCAGGUGUAACACUCGACCCAGUUCAUGCAGCCGUCAUCACCACUACAAUUGUUGUAGUAUUUUUCACCACUCUGGUGUUUGGUUUCUUGACGAGGCCUCUGAUAAGCGCAAUGCUCCCACAACAGCGACACCGGGAGGGGACAGGAGGCCACAUCACGAGCAGCAACUCCCCAAAGGAUGAGUUUAUUCUGCCGUUUCUUUCAGAUGAAAACGCUCCAGGGAGUGAAAGUGGCAUCAACCAAGCCAAGAGAAGCAUAUCGAUGUUGCUAGAGAGACCCGUCCACAUGGUACAUAUCCACUGGAGGAAGUUCGAUGACAAGUUCAUGAGACCAAUAUUCGGUGGACCGCUGUCGUACUGACAGCUCUCAUGUGGAUGUGGUAGAAUAAUUAGCGCAUUACAACCCAAGUAUGGUCAAGUGCAGGGAGACAGUUUGCACUUUGCAGCAUAUCUCUGAAGUAUGCGUCUUUGUUAAUUAGCUA
This is a messenger RNA of Brachypodium distachyon (stiff brome), 1748 nucleotides long. Its product is annotated as sodium/hydrogen exchanger 4. Gene Ontology annotation, biological process: proton transmembrane transport; regulation of pH; sodium ion transport. Lineage: Eukaryota; Viridiplantae; Streptophyta; Magnoliopsida; Poales; Poaceae. The transcript has 14 exons. The record is from RefSeq and is a predicted model, not a curated record. The coding region runs from base 41 to 1627 and encodes 528 amino acids. Gene Ontology annotation, cellular component: membrane. Gene Ontology annotation, molecular function: sodium:proton antiporter activity.